Paramisgurnus dabryanus is the source of this 1257-nucleotide messenger RNA. The record is from RefSeq and is a predicted model, not a curated record. Lineage: Eukaryota; Metazoa; Chordata; Actinopteri; Cypriniformes; Cobitidae.
GCGAUGCUAGCGCGAUACUGUCACGUACACCAGCGGUGCGGCCGGAUAUUUCGCAGCUGUAACUUACAGAAACCGACGGUGUUUUAUAAAGCGCGUUCUCGCCGGCAGACAGCUCGUUUAAAGACGUAAAGUUGACACACAAAGGGAUACACCAAAAAUGCCGCGGGGUGAAGAGAAGAACGGGACGGGUGAAGAGAAGAAUGGGACGUGUGAAGGGUCCAUUUGUGUUACCAAUCCUCAUUUGGAUGCCAUGAAGGAUGACAUCCUCUACCACUUUAACCUCGGGACAUCCAGUCACGACUUGCCAGCCAUGUUUGGAGACGUCAAAUUUGUGUGUGUAGGUGGAAGUGCGUGGAGAAUGAAGUCUUUCACUGAAUACAUUGCAAAGGAGCUGGGGCUCGAGGACCCUAAUGGAGAGUACCCAAAUAUAUGCGCAGGAACCGAUCGCUACGCCAUGUACAAAAUUGGACCUGUGCUGUCCGUCAGUCAUGGCAUGGGCAUCCCGUCAAUCUCCAUAAUGUUGCAUGAGCUUAUCAAGCUGCUCUAUCACGCUCGCUGUACUGAUGUUACAGUAGUGCGCAUUGGGACAUCAGGUGGAAUAGGUUUAAAGCCAGGCACCGUGGUGGUUACCAAGCAGUCGGUUGAUGCUAUGUUCCGCCCCUACCUCGAGCAGAUUAUCCUGGGCAAACCGGUCGUUAGGGACACUGAUCUUGAUGGCAAACUUGCAGAGGAGCUGCUCAAGUGUGGCCAAGACCUUGCAGAGUUCGAAACUGUCAUUGGUAACACAAUGUGCACGCUUGACUUUUAUGAAGGUCAGGCUCGGCUGGAUGGUGCCUUCUGCUCAUACACCGAGGAUGAUAAACAGCGCUUUCUUACUGAGGCCUAUGCUGCUGGGGUUCGUAACAUUGAGAUGGAGUCAUCUGUCUUUGCGGCCAUGUGCAAACUGAGUAAUCUUCGAGCUGCUGUUGUGUGUGUGACACUACUGGAUAGGCAGAAAGGAGACCAGCUCACCAGCUCUCAUGAUGUCCUGAACGACUACCAGAUGCGCCCUCAGGUGCUAGUGGGACAUUACAUCAAAAAGAAGCUGAAUGCCUCCAAGAAAAGCUAGUUGUUCGCUAGCUAGAACAUUAACAGGCAGAUGUUUAUGCAGACUAAGAUAGGAAACAUUAUAUGUUGUGGUUUUAUUUAUAAAUUUUCUUAAUAUAUGUAACCAGCCCGAAUGUCCAGUAUGAAUGAAAGUGACCAAAGUAAAAACAA